AUGCACCAUACUUGUAUUGUCAUAAUAAUUUCUUAUGUUUACCUGGAGUGUACCUUUAAGAAAAGUCACCAGUAUUCAUUGAUUUUGAUCUUUUUUUUUUAUUCUACAGUUGGGAAAACAUCAAGAAUUUUACGCCCCAAAAAUUGUAGUUCUCUGGUAUUAGAUGAUGACCUUCAGUACUAUCUAAAGUUUCCUGUCACUGUCCUUGUCGUGCCAUCCUUCUAUGUAGUCAUAUUCCUCUUGGGACUUCCAGCUAAUGGGAUUGCGUUCUGGGUACUUCUCUUUAGAUCAAAGAAGAUGCCAUCUACAUUUCUACUAAUUAACCUGGCAGCUGCAGACUUGUUGUUUAUGUUGGCAUUGCCUUUUAAAUUUGUUUAUCACUUCCUUGGAAACAACUGGAUUUUUGGAGAAACCCUUUGUCGGAUAGUCACUGCGGUGUUCUAUGGGAAUAUGUACUGCUCUGUGUUCUUUCUCAUGACCAUCAGCAUUGAUCGAUACUUUGCUCUGGUCCAUCCCUUUCUGGCCAGGAGUCUACGUGGUUGGAGAAGUUUUGCAUCUGUCUCUAGUGGAAUCUGGUUGGUCGUGAUGGCUGGUGUCUCAAUAUUCCUUAUUGUCCCCCAGUCAAAAACAUAUAACAAUCCAAAUUUGACAACCUGCCAUGAAGUCUGGGUAAUUUGUGAUGGUUACGAAUGGUACACUAUAUAUUUUCUUGUGCUCUUCAUCGUGGGAUUUGCCAUUCCUUUAAUUGUUAUUUUGCUUUGUUAUGUGUCAAUUUUGAUCACUUUGUCAAAGAAUAAGGAAUCUCACAGUCAGGUGAUAAGACUGAUAAUUCUAGUGGUUGUCGUAUUCAUCUUCUGCUUUACCCCCAGUAAUAUUUUGCUUAUUUUUCAUUACGUGGUAACAGACCGGGAUUGUCACAACCAACUGUACAUCUGGUACAUGGUGGCAUUAUGUUUGACAUCAUUCAACAGUUGUAUCGAUCCAUUCAUAUACUAUUACAUGUCAGAGGACUUCCGGACAAUGGUAAAAAAUACUUUUCACUGGAACAGCAGUGAAAACAGUGAGUCAGUAGAGUGCACGAAAAAAACUAAACUGACUUCAGAGAUGGCCAGAAUAAGUACCUAA
This is a messenger RNA of Staurois parvus, 1125 nucleotides long. The record is from the annotation of a GenBank genome assembly. NCBI's taxonomy places the organism in Eukaryota, Metazoa, Chordata, Amphibia, Anura, Ranidae.